Molecule: messenger RNA, 500 nt
Organism: Thalassophryne amazonica
Lineage: Eukaryota; Metazoa; Chordata; Actinopteri; Batrachoidiformes; Batrachoididae
Gene: elob
Product: elongin B
Exons: 4
Coding region: 137-496 (119 amino acids)
Biological process (GO): transcription elongation by RNA polymerase II
Cellular component (GO): elongin complex; VCB complex
Molecular function (GO): protein binding
Source: RefSeq, a predicted model, not a curated record
GGCAGAGGUGACUUCAUCUUUGUGACGUAAUCCAGCGGAAUUUAUGUCGGAGGGACUCGGCGCAGGAAUCGGUUUACCGAGACUCCGAUUGUGGCGGAGCAUAUUUCCCCUCCGCUGGACAAACAAACUGUAAGAAAUGGAUGUGUUUCUAAUGAUCAGACGUCAUAAAACGACCAUCUUCACAGAUGCCAAAGAGUCCACCACAGUCUACGAGUUAAAGCGCAUCGUAGAAGGAAUUUUGAAGAGGCCACCUGAAGAUCAAAGGCUUUAUAAGGAUGAUGUUCUGCUGAGCGACAGUCAAACACUCGGAAAUUGUGGCUUUACAAACCAAACAGCCCGACCUCAAGCCCCAGCCACAGUGGGAUUAGCUUUCAGACUGAGUGACGAAUCCUUCGAACAGCUGAGGAUCGAGGCCUUCUCCACUCCUCCAGAGCUCCCUGACGUCAUGAAGCCACAGGACUCGGGCAGCACAGCCAACGAGCAGGCUGUCCAGUGAGGAC